UAUGGGAGUUGGCCACUUUGUGAAAGAAUUUUGUGUUGCGAUCUCCUUCUUUCAAGCAUAAUGAUCUUUAUUUUUGACACCAAGAGAUCUCUUCCAAUAACACUACCAUUUCUAAUUCUGCCUUUAGCUUAGCCUUCCAAGAUGCUUCCUCCAUAGAAAGUGUCUGCCUCCUGAAGCUCCUCUAGCCUGGAUUUUUUAUGGUCUCCUACAUCACCAAAAGAUUGAGUAUUCCAUAGCUUGAAGUCAUUUUUUAGAGCUUUCAAUUUACUUGAAAAAAUGAAGCUAGGGGUGCCACUAAUCCGAUAAGAAUCUCACCAUUGCCUAACCCUUUCCAGAAACAGUUCUUCUGCAUGCAACUGCCGGUGCGGAACUGGCAGUGCCGAUAAUUAAUUAAUUAAAAAAAAAACUCAAACUCAAACCGAGUGAGUGAAAUAUGCGGGAGAAAUGGAGGGAAAGUAAAAACAAGCUUCGAAGAACUCCCGAUUCGUUUCCUCUGAUUGUAUCUUGGUCUGUGGUCGCCGUCGUCGCCUUCUUUACGGGUCCAAAAGCACACUGGUCACUUAGUGAGGAGCCCGAGAACUUGCUGCUUACUACAGAAGGACAUGUUAAAAUUGUUGAUUUUGGGAGCGUAAAGCCUAUGCAGGAGAGCCGAAUUAUAGUUCCUCCUAAUGCUGCAUCAGAUGAUAAAGCCUGUACUUUUGUGGGGACAGUUGCAUAUGUUCCUCCGGAAGUUCUUAAUUCUUCUCCGGCAACGUUUGGGUUUUAAUCUUGUUAUUUGUAAUAGUUUCAUUGCUUUUUGAGAGCCUUGCUCUAGCACUGCUUAAAGAUGAAAUCCAGAAGAGAGAGGCUUUACUAUCGAAUAUAAAUGAUGGGGUUUUGAAGGAGUUGGUGCUUCUGGAGCAACAAGUUGAAAUAAGGCAUUUACGCACACUACUUCGGCUGUAUUGAGCUUUUCUAUUUGUUGUGUCAUGUUACUUAAUAGUAUCUAAUUGAUUUCGGAACUUGGUUUGUAAAUACAUAACUUAAGUAUGUGUUUCUGAUUUAUGUAAAUCCAAAACAG
Molecule: messenger RNA, 1060 nt
Organism: Juglans regia (Persian walnut)
Lineage: Eukaryota; Viridiplantae; Streptophyta; Magnoliopsida; Fagales; Juglandaceae
Product: 3-phosphoinositide-dependent protein kinase 1-like
Exons: 5
Coding region: 434-766 (110 amino acids)
Biological process (GO): protein phosphorylation
Molecular function (GO): protein kinase activity; ATP binding
Source: RefSeq, a predicted model, not a curated record